AUUCUUUGCAAUUGCUGCAAUCUGAAUCCUAUAAAUUCCAAUGUCAUUGACGGGAACACUUGUCAAGCCUUCAGUUUUCUUCCUUUUCCUGAUAGAGUCCAGGUUCACAACGAAAAGAUGGGUGAGGCUUCUGAGACUGUGUCUCAUAAAAGGUUAGAAGGCAAGGUGGCAAUUAUCACCGGUGGUGCUAGUGGAAUGGGAGCAGCCACGGUGCAGCUUUUCCAUGAACAUGGAGCCCAGGUCGUCCUGGCAGAUAUCAAAGACAAACAAGGACAAGCAAUAGCCGACAAGCUUGGAGAAAAUGUCACCUACAUCCACUGUGAUGUAUCAGAUGAAGAUGAUGUGAUCAACCUCAUCGACACCACCAUAGAAAAACAUGGAAAGCUGGAUAUUAUGUACAAUAAUGCAGGGGUCAUGGACCGUUCUUUGGGAAGUAUUUUGGACACCAAAAAAUCAGACCUAGACUGGAUGCUUAAAGUUAACUUGGGGGGUGCUUUUCUUGGAGCCAAACAUGCGGCUAGAGUCAUGAUUCCGCAGCGAAAAGGCUGCAUACUUUUCACUGCUAGUGCCUGCACAGCAAUUGCUGGACUUUCUACCCAUUCUUAUGCAGCUGCCAAGUGUGGAAUUUGGGGUCUGGCCAGGAACUUGGCAUCAGAGCUUGGCGAAUACAGUAUAAGAGUAAAUUGUAUCUCACCUUAUGGUGUUGUUACAGGCAUGACUCCAAUUACAGACGCUUCUCAAGUACCAAUGGUAGAAGAGAUAUUAAGCAAGGCAGGUAAUCUCCAGGGGCAAACUCUCAGGGUAGAUGGUAUUGCCAAAGCUGCACUAUACUUGGCUAGUGAUGAUGCAUACUAUGUUAGUGGGUUAAAUCUUGUGGUGGAUGGAGGGUUCAGCACAGUGAACCCUACUAUAAUUUUGAAGACUCCAUAUCAUUAA
This is a messenger RNA of Hevea brasiliensis (rubber tree), 936 nucleotides long. Its product is annotated as tropinone reductase-like 1. The record is from RefSeq and is a predicted model, not a curated record. The coding region runs from base 118 to 936 and encodes 272 amino acids. NCBI's taxonomy places the organism in Eukaryota, Viridiplantae, Streptophyta, Magnoliopsida, Malpighiales, Euphorbiaceae. The transcript has 2 exons.